This is a messenger RNA of Amorphotheca resinae ATCC 22711, 405 nucleotides long. RefSeq lists its product as hypothetical. Gene Ontology annotation, biological process: cytoplasmic microtubule organization. NCBI's taxonomy places the organism in Eukaryota, Fungi, Ascomycota, Leotiomycetes, Helotiales, Amorphothecaceae. Gene Ontology annotation, molecular function: microtubule binding. The record is from RefSeq and is a predicted model, not a curated record. The transcript is spliced from 3 exons. Bases 34 to 405 code for a protein of 123 amino acids.
GCAACUUAAUCCACAACCACUAUCGACGACAAAAUGGUAUGUGCAAAGUGUCAGAAACUGUCCAAGUCGACAGCCUUGGCUACACCAGGGGUCAAGAAGAAAACUGAGAUGUAUUACGGGUCACCAGCUGGGUCUAUAUCCAAGAGUGGCGACAAGACAAAGACCUCAGCAACCCUUGGACAGAACGGGAUAGGGAAGAGUAAAUUACUAUCCAAGGCCGCCAAAAAUCCAUACGCAGCAUAUUCCAGCUCCUGUACUACAUGCAAGACCAAGAUUGACCAGGGGCGCACGUACUGCCAGAAGUGUGCAUACAAAGCAAAUGCUUGUGCGAUGUGCGGUAAGGCGAAUACGAAAUCAACCGCAGCUGCGCCAGUGGUUACCGGUCAGAAGUUCACGUUAAAGUAA